AUGAGCACGCCGUCUGUGAUACCCAAGGCUGUUUUGUACUAUAGCCCACACUCUGUGUGGUACGAAAAGGGGUACGGAGAGGAUGAGGUUGAUCUCAAGGUCGUCGACAUCGAUAAGGGAGAAGAAUUCUCCCCGACAUUCCUCAGGUUAAGCCCCAAAGCAAUGGUGCCAACUCUUGUUGUACCCCUCCGCGGCUCUCUAGCAUCCGAUGUUGCGAGCCGCUUCAAGGCUAUCUCAGACACGAAAGCACUUAUCGAGUUCUUGGACAAAUCCCGGUCCGCAACUUCUCACACGCACACUACAUCGACCGCUCCAGCCCCAUCCUUGUCCCCCGCAACAGUUGCAUUUGCUAGUGCAUCCAGCAAGAUUAUUGGCGCUAUUCAGGCUGACGAGGUCUCUCCCGAUCAUUUACAGCACUUGAAUGCCCGCGAUCAAGCAUUCCCUAUCCUUGAAUCCAGACGAGCGGCAAUCGUGGGAUAUCUAGCUGAGUGUGAAAAUGAAAGCAUCCGGAUGUCCGAAAAAACCAAGGCAUUCUGGCAAGAGAGAAAGAUAGAGGUGGAGAUGACACUGAGUAUUUUCAAUGGACACGACGUCGAUGGAUAUUUGGCACGCUCCAAAGAAAUGUGGGAGUUGAUCGGGCCCUAUGCGUUAGGCGAUCAGGUCUCUAUCGCGGACAUUCAUUUGAGCGCUUGGCUCUCUCACCUAGUCAGACUAGCCGGCGGAAGCCCUUCUGAUGAUGGAGAUGUUGCCAUAAAAAAGGUGGAAAAACAUAUUGGAAAUGGGUUUGUCUUUCCAGAGGACUUUUUGUCUUCGGCUUUCAGCCCUUUCACUGAGGAGAAACCAGUCGCGAGGAGCAAGUUGGCAGCAUUUUGGGAUGCAAUGAAAACAAGGUCGAGUUGGAAGAGGGUUUACUGA
This is a messenger RNA of Suillus paluster, 915 nucleotides long. RefSeq lists its product as uncharacterized. The record is from RefSeq and is a predicted model, not a curated record. The transcript is spliced from 8 exons. Lineage: Eukaryota; Fungi; Basidiomycota; Agaricomycetes; Boletales; Suillaceae. Bases 1 to 915 code for a protein of 304 amino acids.